Molecule: messenger RNA, 4866 nt
Organism: Venustampulla echinocandica
Lineage: Eukaryota; Fungi; Ascomycota; Leotiomycetes; Helotiales; Pleuroascaceae
Product: p-loop containing nucleoside triphosphate hydrolase
Exons: 2
Coding region: 1-4866 (1621 amino acids)
Biological process (GO): cytoskeleton-dependent intracellular transport; microtubule-based movement
Cellular component (GO): kinesin complex; microtubule
Molecular function (GO): microtubule binding; ATP binding; microtubule motor activity
Source: RefSeq, a predicted model, not a curated record
AUGGCGCCCGCAGGAGGAGGAAAUAUUAAGGUGGUGGUGAGGGUGCGGCCUUUCAAUGGCAGAGAACUCGAUCGCGGAGCAAAAUGUAUUGUGCAAAUGAAAGGUUCCCAAACGGUUCUCGUACCGCCGGCCGAAGCCGAUAGUCGAGGUGGAAAGAAUUCCAAAGAUGCCGGACAGAAGGUCUUCGCGUUCGACAAAUCAUACUGGUCCUUCGACCGCGGCGAUUCACAUUAUGCCGGACAGGAUGAUCUACACAACGAUCUUGGCAAGCCUCUUUUAGACAAUGCAUUUCAGGGAUAUAACAAUUGUAUUUUUGCGUAUGGGCAGACCGGUUCCGGAAAAUCGUAUUCCAUGAUGGGAUAUGGUAAAGAAGCGGGUGUUAUACCGAAAAUUUGCCAGGAUAUGUUUGAGCGGAUCGAUCAAAUGCAGCAAGAUAAACAUUUAAGGUAUACCGUGGAGGUAUCCUAUUUGGAAAUUUACAACGAGCGAGUAAGGGAUCUACUGAAUCCAUCUACGAAAGGGAAUCUGAAGGUCCGAGAACAUCCGUCUACGGGGCCGUACGUUGAGGAUUUGGCAAAACUUGUGGUCAGCAGCUUCAACGAGAUUGAGCAUUUGAUGGAUGAGGGGAAUAAAGCCCGGACAGUUGCGGCUACAAAUAUGAACGAGACGAGCAGUAGAAGUCAUGCGGUUUUUACACUUACACUAACACAAAAGAAACAUGAUGUGGAGACCAAUAUGGCUAUGGAGAAAGUCGCGAAGAUUAGCUUGGUGGAUCUUGCUGGCUCUGAACGUGCGACAUCCACUGGUGCAACAGGAGCCCGGCUCAAGGAAGGUGCUGAGAUCAAUAGAUCGCUGUCUACACUUGGUCGAGUUAUUGCUGCGUUGGCCGACUUAUCAGAUUCGAAGAAAAAGAAAUCCGGGAAAGCUGCCAACCAAGUACCGUAUCGAGACAGUGUCCUCACAUGGUUGUUGAAAGAUUCGUUAGGAGGAAAUAGCAUGACAGCAAUGAUUGCAGCUAUCAGUCCGGCAGAUAUCAAUUUUGACGAGACGUUGAGUACGCUCAGAUAUGCAGACAGCGCAAAACGGAUCAAGAAUCAUGCGGUGGUGAACGAGGAUGCCAAUGCCAGGAUGAUUCGUGAGCUCAAGGAAGAAUUAGCAACCCUUCGAGGUAAACUCAGUGGCGGGGGAGGCACGACGGAAGAGGUGUACGCUGAGGGUACACCCUUAGACAAGCAGAUCGUCAGUAUAGUGACUCCCGACGGUACAAUCAAGAAGGUUUCGAAAGCAGAAAUUGUUGAGCAGCUUAAUCAAAGCGAAAAACUGUACACGGACCUCAACCAGACUUGGGAGGAGAAGCUGCAGAAGACGGAAGAAAUCCACAAGGAGCGAGAGGCGGCAUUAGAGGAGUUGGGUAUCAGCAUCGAGAAAGGUUUCGUAGGGCUCCAUACCCCCAAGAAGAUGCCUCAUUUAGUCAACUUGUCCGAUGAUCCUUUACUCGCCGAAUGUCUGGUAUACAAUCUGAAGCCUGGUACGACAACUGUUGGAAAUGUUGAUUCGACUGCCGCUCAAGCUUCUGAGAUUCGGUUAAACGGCAGUCGAAUAUUGCAUGAGCACUGCACUUUUGAGAAUGUCGACAAUGUCGUGACACUUGUACCGAAGGAGGGCGCAGCUGUCAUGGUCAAUGGAAAGCGUAUCGAGGAGGCUAAACGAUUAAGGAGUGGAUAUCGAGUUAUCCUUGGAGAUUUUCACAUCUUCCGUUUCAAUCACCCCAUGGAAGCGCGGGCGGAAAGAGCAGAGAGUUCGUUGAGACAUUCAAUGCUUGCAAGCCAAAUCCCAGAAUACGAUAAACACUCACCAUCGCCUAGCCCAAGACCCGGCCAUGAGAGAACUUUUAGCAAGGCCAUAUCCGAGGCAGAGUGGGAAGGGAGCCGGCCAGAAUCGCCAAUGCCGUUCCAGCGUGGACGAGAUUCAGACUGGUCAUUCGCACGCCGCGAGGCAGCUGGAGCAAUCCUAGGGACCGACCAGAAAAUAUCAGGGCUUACUGAUGAAGAAUUAAACAUUCUUUUUGAAGAUGUACAGAAAGCACGAGCGGAGCGUGCUGGACGGGACAUGGAUGAUGAUAUGGAUUCCGUCACCUCGUAUCCAAUCCGUGAAAAGUAUAUGUCGAAUGGCACAUUGGACAAUUUCUCACUCGAUACCGCAUUGACCAUGCCAUCAACGCCCAAGCAAGGAGAAGUAGAAGACAAAAUGCGAGAAGUCAGGGAAGAGAUGCAGGUCCAGCUAGACAAGCAGAAGGAAGUCUAUCAGGACCAACUCAAAUCGGCGGAAGCUGCAAAUGUCGAAGUUGAGGAAAUUAAAAAGGAGAAGGCGCGAAUGGAGGAGAGUCUAAGGGAAGUUAAGGCAGAGAUGCUCCAACAGCUAGAAACUCAACGGAAAGAAUUCGAGCAGCGCCUACAAGCGAUGACACCGACUAAAGCAACCGUUAAGGGCCCAACGCCAUUAACGGAAGAGGAGAUAGCAAUUGCAAGGAAAGCUGUUGAACAUUGGCGUGGUCGAAAAUAUGUUCGAAUGGCUGAGGCCGUUCUGCAAUCUGCUGCAAAUCUUAAAGAGGCCCAGAUUAUGAGCCAUGAGAUGGAGGAGAAUGUUGUCUUCCAGUUCACCAUAGUUGAUGCCGGACAUGAUCUAUGCUCGUCGUAUGAUAUGGUUCUCAACGGAAUAUCUGGCGAAGGAGAUGAUAUAUUCCUCGAAGGUGCAGUGAAGCCGUGUGUGGGCGUUCGUGUCAUCGAUUAUCGGAGUAGUGUGGUGCACCUGUGGAGUUUAGAGAAACUUCAAGAUCGAGUGAGGUUGAUGAGGCAGAUGCAUCAAUAUAUGGACCGACCUGAGUACCUUCAACAUUUCCGCCUAGACAACCCUUUCAUGGAGACAUGCAUGCCUCAAUAUACACACAUCGGAGACGUGGAUGUCCCUCUUGCUGCUGUAUUCGAGAGUCGGGUACAAGACUUUAGUCUUGAUGUCCUUUCGCCCUAUACCUCGCACGCUGUCGGUAUAAUCAAGCUGUCGCUAGAACCAUCAUCUGCUAGGGCGCCAUCGAGUACUUUGAAGUUCAAUGUUGUCAUGCAUGAUAUGAUUGGCUUCGCAGAGCGCGAAGGCACAGAAGUCCAUGCUCAACUCUUUAUCCCAGGGAUAUCCGAAGAAGGCGGCGUAACCACUACGCAGAUGAUAAAAGACUUCGACGAGGGCCCGAUACGGUUCGAGAGUGUCCACAGCAUGAGUGUUCCCAUGUUUGGUCCUACAGAUGUGUCUUUGAGGGUAGCAAUAUUUGCCAAAGUCUCAUCGAUGCAUCUCGAUAAAUUACUCAGUUGGGACGACAUGCAGGACCACGUACCAAGGCCGACGCAAAAACGCAAGAAUGCCCGCAUAUCGGAGUCCCAUUUCUACACGGAAGAGAAGCAUGACGUCUUUGCUAGGACACAAAUCCUUGAGUUAACAGAAAAUGGCGAAUACUUACCUGUGGAAGUCAUUCAGACAAGUCAUAUGGAUAAGGGGUCAUUCCAGCUUCACCAAGGCCUCCAGCGUCGUAUUGUGAUCCACUUGACCCACAGUUCUGGAGAUGCUUUACCUUGGCAGGAUGUCUUGGGCCUGCGGGUGGGAAACGUACAGCUUGUUGACCAUGUUGGAAAGAACCCAGACCUCAGCUCGCCCACUCCUGAAAUUCCACUGAAGCUCGUUUCAAAGCCAACCGUCAAGACAAAUCUCAAUGGCACAACUAAUGUGACAUUGAUCGGACAAUGGGACUCCAGCGCGCAUGGCUCCUUGCUGCUCGAUCGGGUCACAGCAGAUAAGUACAAAGUUCAGAUGUCAUUACUCUGGGACGUCAAAUCUGAAAAGCUAGGCGAGCUAAUGACAUUCAAAAUGGACGUCUAUUCCCAGAUCCUCUCUCGCUCAUAUGUACGCUCUACAUCUAUGUUCGCAUCGUUAUGGCAGAGUGUCCGCAUAGUUCAUUCUACCAGUGGCAUUUUUUCGAUAUCCCUUCGGCCAACGCCCGUCAAGCGCGCCGGUGACCUCUGGCGAAUGAACACCAAAAAUGACUACGUUAAAGGUGAAGAAUGCCUUACAAACUGGGCACCUCGAGGCGUGUCAUUAAUCCGUGAUCACAUUGCUGCAAAGCGGCGGAAACAACGACUUGCAGAUCUCGAAGCUGCCAAACCUCUUCUAAGCAAACUCUCUUUCCCUGAAAUUCAUGCAACGGACGGCACGAGCGAUAAUUCGGAUCCAGUAGUCGAGGAGGAACUCUCAGAGCACCAGAAGGUACUCCUUCAACGGUAUCUCAACCUCUGGCUUCUCUGCCACGAUCCUAUAACCAGCAUCCUCACGCCUUCAAAUGUCGAACCCCCAUCAAACGGCAUAUCCACACCGCCUCCAUCCCAACCUUCUCCUCAUCUCAUACCAACUAUCUCUCUCGUCUCCAAACACCCCGAAAUACUCAAAGGUGGCUACCUCCUUACGCCCUCCUCAGACAGCACACGCUGGGUGCGCCGCUUCAUCGAGCUGCGGAGACCCUAUCUACACAUCCACUCUGUUCCCGACGGAGAGGAAAUCGGUAUAGUCGCUCUGCGCAAUAGCCGCAUUGAUCACCAGCCCCAGAUUACGAAAUUGUUGAGGAAAAAUAAUGACUCGGGUAGAGGCAGGGGAGGAGAGAGGGAUGAGGAGAGGGUAUUUGCAGUAUAUGGGACGGAUAAUACGUGGCUUUUUAAGGCACGGAGUGAGAGGGAGAAGGUGGAGUGGAUUUUUAAGAUUGAUCAGAGUUAUUUCGGGAGUGGUGGAUCAAACAGUGGUGUGGGAAGUGGAAGUGGAAGUGAUGAGUAA